This is a messenger RNA of Coccomyxa subellipsoidea C-169, 1164 nucleotides long. RefSeq names its product eukaryotic initiation factor 4A-11. The record is from RefSeq and is a predicted model, not a curated record. Gene Ontology annotation, biological process: cytoplasmic translational initiation. Gene Ontology annotation, molecular function: RNA helicase activity; ATP binding; translation initiation factor activity. Gene Ontology annotation, cellular component: cytoplasmic stress granule. NCBI's taxonomy places the organism in Eukaryota, Viridiplantae, Chlorophyta, Trebouxiophyceae, Coccomyxaceae. The annotation marks the transcript as partial. The transcript is spliced from 7 exons.
GGCAGCAUGGCAGAGAGCUUUUACACCGAGUGGGAGGAGUCCUAUGUGUCAUUCAAUCAGAUGAGCCUGCACGAGGACUUGCUGCAUGGACUCCACGCCUAUGGUUUUGAGAAGCCUUCUGCCAUCCAGCAGAAAGGGAUUGUCCCUUUUGCCAAGGGCCUGGAUGUGAUCCAGCAGGCUCAGCUGGGCACUGGCAGGAUUGCCACAUUCUGCGCCGGCAUCCUGCAGAACCUGGACUACAACUCGCUCGAGUGCCAAGCCCUUGUGUUGGCCCCCACUCGUGAGCUGGCACAGCACGUUGCAAAGGUGAUGCGCGCUGUGGGCAAGUUCCAAGAGGUGAAGUGUCACUGCUUUGUCAGCGGUCCAAGCUUGAGGGAGGACAUCCGCAUCCUGGAAGGGGGUAUUCAGGUUGUGGUGGGCACUCCUGGCCGCAUCCAAGGCUUACUGCGCCGCCGCGCACUGCAUGCAAACUCAAUCCGGAUGCUUGUCUUGGACGAGGCUGAUGAGCUGCUGUCUCCUGCUAUCAAGGAGCUCAUCUAUGAGAUCUUUCAGCUGCUGCCUGGCAGGCUGCAGGUGGGGGUGUUCUGUGCAAACCUGCCACCUGAAGUUCUGGCACUCACCCGCAAGUUCAUGAACAAUCCGGUGCACAUUCUGGUGAAGCGCGAUGGGCUGAAUUUUGAGGGACUCAGGCAGUUCUAUGUGAACGUGGAGCAUGAGGGAUGGAAACUGGACACCCUCUGCGACCUGCGUGACAUUUUGGCCAUCGACAAUAUUCUGGUCUUCGCAAAUACCACUAGGAAGAUGGACUGGCUAGCUGACAAGAUGCGCGAAAGGGGCAUCAAUAUGACAGCCAUCAAUAUCUCUAGCAGAGAGCAGGACGGGCAUGACAGCAUGGCACGAAAGCGGGACUCCAAUUCCUGCCAUGGCCUCAUCACAACAGCUGCAGAUGCCUGCGGCAUUGAUGAACAGCAGGCGUCCCUGGUGAUCAAUUAUGACCUGCCCACUCAGCCAGAGAACUAUCUGCACCGCAUCGGGCGUCUUGGGAGCAAGCGGCUGGCCAUCAGCUUUGUGACAGGGGAGGAGCAGCGUCUGCUGCAGGAUAUUGAGCGCUACUGCAAUACAGUCAUUGAGGAGCUGCCCGCCAAUGUAGCAGACCUUCUUUGA